CUGAACUGUCAUGGCGGCCGUCCUCAGUGAGAGCUUCCCAGCUAAGAGUGAGAGCCCUGGCUGUGCUGUAACCGGAAGCCGGUGACUGGCAAGGAGACCCAUGAUACCUCGUCAUCUUCAUAGUUUGGGCAGAAACUAUAUUGCCCGAUCAGAAUACCCUAAGGCUCUGUUUAUGAACAGGCCUGGUUUUUGUUACCCAUGGUGGACUGGACAUCAUCCCUGGGCUUCAUACCCACCAGUCAACAAUUGCCAUCCUCCAGUAAACUGGAGACCUCACCAUUCUUUUGGCCCAGUAAGAACUUCAUAUCCAAAUUAUUUUCAUUGGAACGCCCCUCAAUCAUCUUGGAUUCAUUUUUCUAACUUUAACAUGGCAUCUAAGGGAGAUGAACCGUUGCCGAAACGUUUCAAAACUGGAGACGAAAGCCGUCAUGAAAAAGUGUCCUCUAAAAGAUCAUACAGUCCAGCUAAAGAUUUCAUAGUCCCACCAAUGACUAAUUCUUCUGCUUUACCUUCCUCCAAGAAUCUUGGAAAAGAGGCACCUUUCAAAGGACCGAUUAGAAGACAGUGGGAGAAUUUUAACCACUGUUAUAUGGAAACAUCUAGUGCUCAACAUGGUCGCAGAAGAUCACCUAUACAAUUUGACUUCACUGUUCUAUCCUAUAACAUUCUUUCUCAAGACUUGCUGGAGGACAACUCUCACCUAUACAGCCAUUGCCGAAGGCCAGUUCUUUUCUGGAGCUACAGACUCCCCAAUAUCCUCAAAGAGCUCAGAGAGAUGGAUGCUGAUAUACUUUGUUUACAAGAGGUUCAAGAAAAUCACUACCGCACCCAGAUCAAGCCCAGUUUGGAAGCUCUUGGUUACCACUGUGAAUACAAAACACGAACUGGAAGUAAGCCUGACGGUUGUGCCAUUUGCUUCAAGUCCUCUAAGUUUCUUUUAACAAUGACAAAACCUGUGGAGUAUUAUCGGGAGCACAUUAAUCUGUUAGACAGAGAUAACAUUGGCCUUAUUCUUCUACUCCAGCCGAGAGUGGACCAGGAAGCGCCCUCAAUAUGUAUAGCAAAUACACACUUGUUAUAUAACCCACGGAGAGGAGACAUUAAACUGACUCAGCUGGCAAUUCUUUUGGCAGAAAUUUCUGGUGUUGCACAUUUGACAGGCAGCAGUUCUUGUCCUAUUGUCCUUUGUGGAGACUUUAAUUCUGUACCCGGAUCUCCCUUACACAGUUUUAUAAAAGAAGGGGUGUUGAACUAUGGGGGAUUAUCAAUUGGAAAGGUUUCAGGCCAAGAGCAGUAUUCUUCAGGAAGAAGGCCUUUAUCCAUUCCUAUUUGGCCAGACUCACUCGGCAUCUCCCAGAACUGUGUUUAUGAAUCAAAGGAAAGCACAGAAAAAGCUGAAGAACAAGCAAUUGAAGAGCAGUCUGUACAGAAUAAAAGUAGGGUGCAAUCCAGCAUACAGCACCAUUUCAGCUUGUCCUCAGUCUAUUCACAUUAUGUUCCUGGGACUGGAAUGCCUGAAGUCACAACAUGUCACUCCAAGUCUGCAAUCACUGUGGAUUACAUUUUCUACUCCUCUGCUAUGGAUGAUAUUUUUGUUCCGCCAGGUGCCAGUGUGCCUUCUAAUGGAUUGAAGCUUCUCGGGAGACUAUCUCUACUCACUGAACAGGAUCUAUGGAGUGUCAAUGGGCUACCCAACGAAAACAAUUCCUCCGAUCACCUUUCAUUACUAGCCAAAUUCAGGCUGGAAAUAUGACUCCGACUCAAAAAAGGAUUUUCAUUUUCUUUGUCUUAAUUUACAUUUUGAGUAGGUUUUAAUAAAACACCUGGAUAAAACUUAAAGCCAGGAUGAAGGACAGAUAUUUGUUUUAGAGCUCUUAUUUUUAUUAAUGUUUUUUGUUUUCUCUUUAUCCCUUUUAAAAAAAAAUUUU
Pelobates fuscus (common spadefoot toad) is the source of this 1928-nucleotide messenger RNA. RefSeq names its product angel homolog 2 (gene ANGEL2). The record is from RefSeq and is a predicted model, not a curated record. Lineage: Eukaryota; Metazoa; Chordata; Amphibia; Anura; Pelobatidae. Gene Ontology annotation, biological process: 3'-UTR-mediated mRNA stabilization. The transcript is spliced from 9 exons. The coding region runs from base 101 to 1753 and encodes 550 amino acids. Gene Ontology annotation, molecular function: mRNA 3'-UTR binding; 3'-5'-RNA exonuclease activity.